AUGGAGCCCAAGCCGUCUUCGGCGGCGCAUGGUGACGCGCCCGCGGUCGAGGCCCCCCGCCGCCGUGGCGGCGGCGGCAAGCGCAAGUCGGCCGGGUCCUCGUUCACGCCAUCGAAGCGGCAGGCCAAGGAGCGGAACGCUUCCUUCCACGUGCCGCCGCAUCUUCUGCACAGCGGGCCGCUCACCCGCGCCGCGCGCCAGUCGCCGCACAAGCUCGCGGGCACGCCGCCGGAGUCGGGGCCAGCGUCGUCGGAGGCCGCAACUGGGGACGGGGUGAGCGGCGGGCAGGCGGAUGUUGAUGCGAUCCGGCCCGAGAUGGAGGAGACGCCGGCCCCGGAGCUGCCGCUGGUGGACGAGAUGUUUGAGGCCGUCCGAUCCCGUGGCGCCGGCGUCCAUGUGGUCCCUACCUUUGCUGGAUGGUUUUCAUGGAAAGAAAUCCACCCGGUUGAGAAGCAGACCUUGCCUUCUUUUUUUAAUGGAAAAUCUGAGAAGCGGACACCUGAGCUGGAGUCCAAAGAUCUGGCUGAGUUGUCAAUCGGGGAGACCGAUGCACGGCAGGAAGUCUUGGAAUUCUUGGAUCACUGGGGCUUGAUAAAUUUCCACCCUUUCCCACCAGCUGGACAUGAGGAGACAGCUGAGCCUUCUGUUGAGUACCACUGCAACUCCUGUUCAGUUGAUUGCUCACAGAAGCGGUAUCAUUGUCGGACCCAGGCAGAUUUUGACCUCUGUUGUGAUUGCUAUAAUGAAGGGAAGUUCGAUCCAGGCAUGGCCAAAACCGAUUUCAUCCUCAUGGAUUCUGCAGAAGUUUCAGGUGCUAGUGGUACUAGUUGGACUGAUGAGGAGACAUUACUUCUUUUAGAAGGUUUGGAAAUUUUUGGUGGAAAAUGGGCUGAGAUUGCUGAACAUGUUGCUACUAAGACAAAAGCACAAUGCAUGUUGCACUUUCUUCAAAUGCAAAUUGAAGACCGCUUCCAUGAUGGCAAAGAUAUUAAUCAAAACAUCCCAGUAAGUACAGAGCAAGCCACAACGGAGAAAGUAAUUGCUGAAACAUCUGAAAAAAUGGAAGUUGAAGAUAAAGUGGAAGGAAGAGAUACUGCGGAUGAGAAGGCCUCAGAGAAAACAGAGGGAAACUGUGAAGAAACAAAAACUGAAGAUGCAAGUAUUGUUGUAAAUAAAGAUACUCAGAAUUCAGAAGGCAAAGAUUCAGGUGCAUCUCCAAGCACUGAAGAGCCAAAGCAAUCUUCUGAUGAGCAACCUAUAGCAAAGGAAAAUUCUGCAGAUGUAGAUACUUCUGGUGAAAAACUAUCAAAUGUUGCUAUUGAUAUCCUAAAAUCUGCAUUUGAGGCUGCUGGUCACAGCCCAGAAUAUGAAGGUUCAUUUGCUGAUGCAGGAAAUCCAGUUAUGGCACUAGCAGCGUAUUUAGCUGGUCUUGUGGAAGAUGAUAGCACUACCAUUUCGUUCCGUAGUUCACUAAAAGCUAUAUCCGAGGUGUCUCCUUCACUCCAAUUAGCAAGUAGGCACUGUUUUAUUCUUGAGGACCCACCAAAUGAACUCAAAGACAUUAGUGCUAGUGUAAGUAAGAAAAAUACAGAUGGUGAUCAAACAAAAGAUGAGGAUAUGAUUCAAAAUUCAAUAGAUACUGAGAAAAAAGAGAUCAAUGAGAAAGAAGAUAAGUCUUUAUCUGUGGAAAAGAAAAACAAUUCAUCCACAUCACAAAAUGACCACCAAGAAACAGACAUUAAGAGCGUCUCACAUGAUGAUUGCUCCUUAGUGGAGCCGAAAACCAAUAAUGCUAAGGAGUCAGGUGAUUCAACUGCUAUUGGGGAUAAGAGUGCAACCGACACUACAAAAGGUAAUACUAAACAAGUGAAUGACUUACCAAGUGUUGAGGUGGAGGCUCCUGAUGAUUCAUCUUUAAAAGGCAAGAAUGAGCUCAAUAAGACUGAAGAUGCAGUGGCGACACCAGCUACCGUACAGGAACAGAAACACAGCCAAACAUUGGAAAAUGGCGAUAAGGAAGGACCUAACAACAUUGAAAGUGUAGUUGUCGAUGAAGAGAAGGGAUCUAUAGUGACUGCCAACCAAAAUGAUUCCAUAACUAGGCUCAAGCGAGCAGCAGCCACUGCUGUUUCAGCAGCUGCUGUGAAAGCUAAGUUUCUCGGUGAUCAGGAGGAAUAUCAAAUUCGAAGGCUGACAGCACUUAUGAUUGAAAAGCUGUUCCAAAAAAUAGAAGUGAAGAUGUCGUUGUUUUCAGAGAUUGAGCAGGUGGUCCUUCGAACAAGAGAGUAUACCGAGAAGACCAGAAAGAAGCUCCUAAUGGAACGAAAUGCCAUUAUUGCAGCUCGGAUGGGUGCAUUGCCGUCUAGGCCAAACCAGCCUGGUGUAGCCGGAAACAGGUUACCACCUGGAUAUGGCAACCCUCCUGUAAGGCCUCCAAACGCAAUGCCGCGGCCUACCAGCUGA
Molecule: messenger RNA, 2463 nt
Organism: Miscanthus lutarioriparius
Lineage: Eukaryota; Viridiplantae; Streptophyta; Magnoliopsida; Poales; Poaceae
Source: the annotation of a GenBank genome assembly